GCUAUUUUCCCCUUUGGAGUUGAAGACCGCCGAAAUGUUGCGCAAGACCCUCCAACGCUCGUUCUCGACCGCCACGGAAGCCACCAUCGAUGGCUUCGCGUCGAUGCACGCGCCCAAGCUGCAGCUGUUUGGUCUGCAUGCCAAGUACGCGAACGCGUUGUACUCGGUCGCGUCCAAGGAGAACUCGUUGGACGCGGUGGAAAAGGAACUCAAGUCGAUCCACGACGAGAUUGUCGCCAACCAAACGUUUGCGGAAUUCUUGAAGGACCCGACGAUCUCCCGUACCGAAAAGAAACACGACAUCUCCAAGGUCAUGGACGCCGCCAAGUUCUCCAAGCCCGUGUCUGGUUUGUUCACGGUGCUCGCCGAAAACGGCCGUUUGGGCGAUGCCAAGAACAUCAUCCAAACGUACAACCGCUUGAUGCGCGCCCACCGCGGCGAAGUGCAGGCCAAGAUCACCAGCGCGGACCCGUUGACCAAGGACCAAUUGGCCCUUGUCCAAACCGCGUUGAAGGCGCGCGUGCAAAAGGGCGAAACGUUGUUGCUCGAAACAGUGGUGGACCCCACCAUCCUCGGCGGCCUCAAGGUGCAAAUCGCCGACCUGUUCAUCGACUUGUCCCUCGCAACCAAGAUUGAAAAGAUCGAGUUGAUCCUCCAAAGCCGCAACUAAGAAGUAUUCAUUGCUGUUGGUUGUGUGUCUGUCUACCGUGGACGACGACUUCUCUCCCCCUAAUAAACAACCCGUACACGUCGAUGGUUCACACACUCGUCGUCUCUAUA
Aphanomyces astaci is the source of this 780-nucleotide messenger RNA. RefSeq names its product ATP synthase F1, delta subunit. Gene Ontology annotation, molecular function: proton-transporting ATP synthase activity, rotational mechanism. The transcript has a single exon. Lineage: Eukaryota; Oomycota; Saprolegniomycetes; Saprolegniales; Verrucalvaceae. Gene Ontology annotation, biological process: proton motive force-driven mitochondrial ATP synthesis. The record is from RefSeq and is a predicted model, not a curated record. The coding region runs from base 35 to 670 and encodes 211 amino acids.